AUGAAGAAAAUCCCCACCCGUUUUUGGAUAGCAGUAAUGGUAUUCUUUAGUACCUACAUAAAUUACACCACGAGAGUAAACAUGUCGAUGAGCAUCGUAUCGAUGACCAAAGGAAAAACGAAAAAAACCCCCGAGUGUAUUAUACUAAAGCAAAAGGAGCAAGGCACACACGAAGACAACCCCGAAGACGCCACCCAGAAACCCUUACCUGACUACGGAGAAAGGUACGAUUGGGACGAGCACGUCCAAGCGCAAAUAUUGGGCAGCUACUUCUGGGGUUACAUAGUAACCUCCCUACCAGGUGGAGCUGCUUCGGAAUGGUGGGGCCCCAGAAAAGUGAUAUUUUGGACGGUACUACUUACCGCUAUUUUCAACGUAUCUAGCGUAUUCGCCGCUUGGUACCACUUCGCGUUGCUCAUCGGUUGCAGAUUUCUCGUUGGAUUGAUGGCGGGUUUCGUGUACCCGGCGCUGCAGGUACUGAUAGCCAAAUGGGCGCCUCCCGCUGAAAAGGGCAAGUUUAUGGCUUGCAUGAUGGGCAAUACUCUGUCUACCUGCAUCACUUGGCCUUUGGUGGGCUCCGUUACCACGGCCUUCGGCUGGGAUUGGGGCUUCUACUCCAUAUCCAUACAAUUGGUGGCGUUUUGCGCGAUAUUUUGGUUCGUAGCCGCUGAUAGUCCCGAUGAUCACAAGUUUAUAUCCGAAGCGGAAGUGGCCUUCAUCAAGGAAGCCCAAGCGGGGUCGGUCACUAAGAAAAAACACCGCGCGCCCUACGCGCAAAUCCUCAAGAACGGCCCCUUUUGGGUGCUGCUCCUGUUGCAUUCGUGCAACUUGUGGGGUUUGUACGUGCAAUUGCAGAGCGUGCCGAAGUUUAUGAACGAAGUGGUGGGUUUCAACAUGCGCGAUUCGGGAUUUUUGGUGGCCCUGCCGCAUUUGUCGCGCUUGGUGUUCAGCUUUCUGUACGGCUACAUCGGAGAUUGGCUGAAUAACAAGAAGGUGUUGUCGCGAAAGGCCGUCAGGAAAACGUUUUGCGUUUUUUCUCAUAUAAUACCGGGUAUAUUGAUGGCCUCGAUCUGUUUGGUCGGUUGCAACUACAUAGCCAUCGUCGCUCUAUUGGUGUUUAGCAUCGCAAUCAAUGGUGCUGUGGUACUGACGACUCUAUCGAAUCCCCACGAUUUGGCGCCGAAUUUCGUCGGCUCCAUUUUCGGCAUCAACAACUUAAUCGGGGGAAUGUCCGGUUUCAUUGUGCCCGCCAUUACCGCUGUUUUAGUAGCCGAACACAAUGGAACGAAAGAAUGGGGUUAUACGUUCAUUUUGGGAGGAAGCGUGUACAUUUUUGGAGGUGUUGUAUUCAUUUUGUUUGGUUCCGUGGAGGAGCAAUCGUGGAACAGGAUCGCUGAUCAGUAGUGAAACGAGCAAUUGGAUUCGAAAUUUUGCGAAAAAAAUUAAAUAGAAAGUGA
Molecule: messenger RNA, 1457 nt
Organism: Phyllotreta striolata
Lineage: Eukaryota; Metazoa; Arthropoda; Insecta; Coleoptera; Chrysomelidae
Source: the annotation of a GenBank genome assembly